Messenger RNA from Vicugna pacos (alpaca), 3169 nucleotides. It is a transcript of the gene DNAJC11, whose product is annotated as DnaJ heat shock protein family (Hsp40) member C11. The record is from RefSeq and is a predicted model, not a curated record. Lineage: Eukaryota; Metazoa; Chordata; Mammalia; Artiodactyla; Camelidae. Gene Ontology annotation, biological process: cristae formation.
GUCCGCGCUGUCUGGGCCGCGGACCGUCGGUCCCUCUUGAGCACGGCCUUGCCGGUUUGGAGAGGUGAAAGGUUGCGAAGAUGGCGACGGCCUUGAGCGAGGAGGAGCUGGACAAUGAAGACUAUUACUCGUUGCUGAACGUGCGCAGGGAGGCCUCUUCUGAAGAGCUGAAAGCUGCCUACCGGAGGCUGUGUAUGCUGUACCAUCCCGACAAGCACAGAGACCCGGAGCUCAAAUUGCAGGCAGAGCGGCUGUUUAACCUUGUUCACCAGGCUUAUGAAGUGCUCAGUGACCCCCAGACCAGGGCCAUCUAUGACAUCUAUGGCAAGAGAGGACUGGAAAUGGAAGGGUGGGAGGUUGUGGAGAGGAGGAGGACUCCAGCCGAAAUCAGGGAAGAGUUUGAGCGGCUGCAGAGGGAGAGGGAGGAGAGGCGGCUGCAGCAGCGAACCAACCCCAAGGGGACCAUCAGUGUUGGCAUCGACGCCACUGACCUUUUUGAUCGCUACGAGGAGGAGUACGAAGAUGUGUCCGGAAGUGGCUUUCCGCAGAUUGAAAUCAACAAGAUGCACAUCUCCCAGUCCAUUGAGGCACCCUUGACAGCUUCAGACACAGCCAUCCUCUCCGGAAGCCUCUCUACCCAGAAUGGGAAUGGAGGAGGUUCCAUUAACUUCGCGCUCAGACGAGUCACUUCUGCAAAGGGAUGGGGCGAGUUAGAGUUUGGAGCUGGGGAUCUGCAGGGACCUUUAUUUGGUCUCAAGCUGUUCCGUAAUCUCACACCAAGAUGCUUUGUGACAACCAACUGUGCUCUGCAGUUUUCAUCCCGUGGCAUCCGGCCCGGCCUCACCACUGUCCUGGCCCGGAACCUGGACAAGAACACCGUGGGUUACCUGCAGUGGCGCUGGGGCAUCCAGUCGGCCAUGAACACCAGCAUCGUCCGGGACACCAAAACCAGCCACUUCACUGUGGCCCUGCAGCUUGGAAUCCCUCACUCCUUUGCGCUGAUCAGCUAUCAGCACAAAUUCCAGGAUGACGAUCAGACUCGCGUGAAGGGAUCCCUUAAGGCAGGCUUCUUUGGGACGGUGGUGGAGUAUGGAGCGGAGAGGAAGAUCUCCAGGCACAGCGUUCUAGGUGCGGCUGUCAGCGUUGGAGUCCCCCAGGGCGUUUCUCUCAAAGUCAAGUUAAACAGGGCCAGUCAGACUUACUUCUUCCCCAUUCACCUGACGGACCAGCUGCUCCCCAGCGCUGUGUUCUACGCCACCGUGGGGCCACUCGUGGCCUACUUCGCCAUGCACCGUCUCAUCAUCAAACCGUAUCUCAGGGCUCAGAAGGAGAAGGAACUGGAGAAGCAAAGGGAAAGCACGGCCACCGACAUUCUGCAGAAACAAGAGGCAGAAGCUGCUGUUCGGUUGAUGCAGGAAUCUGUCCGAAGAAUAAUCGAGGCGGAAGAGUCCAGAAUGGGGCUCAUCAUCGUCAACGCCUGGUACGGGAAGUUCGUCAACGACAAGAGCAGGAAGAGCGAGAAGGUGAAGGUGAUCGACGUGACGGUGCCCCUGCAGUGCCUGGUGAAGGACUCCAAGCUCAUCCUCACCGAGGCCUCCAAGGCGGGGCUGCCUGGGUUCUACGACCCAUGUGUGGGUGAAGAGAAGAACCUGAAGGUGCUCUACCAGUUCCGGGGUGUCCUGCACCAGGUGAUGGCGCUCGACAGCGAGGCGCUCAGGAUACCAAAGCAGUCUCACAGGAUUGAUACUGAUGGAUAAACCGCUUGAGAAACCAGAUUAAAAAGAGGCUGCAAAAAAUCUUCCUGGGAGUCUACAAAUUUGGAAGCAGGGAAGAAAUCCAGACAUCAGAUGUGUUUAUUUUGUAUUUUCUAUAGAAGGUGGUACCGUAUCAAUUAUGUGAAGGGGCGUGUACACAGGCACUCUGCUUUCACGGGUGCUGUAGGUAGGACUGGGGCAGCCCAACCUGGACCAGAACCACACCUUGGCCCGUGUCUGCUUUCCCAAGGAUCAUGUCCCUCGAGGAAAGGGCCCUCCCCAGGUUCCUCAGCACAUGUGCUGGCUGCAGCCACCCAGUAGCUCUCGGUCUGUCGUGAGGUAUUUAUGAACAUCUUGCCCUCAUGCAUAGGACUGUGAACUACUUUUCCUGAAAUCCACACUGAACAUGGGAAAUGAAAUGGAAGGAAGGAAGGAGUUCCCCUGAGCAGAGUCUCCAGAUCGAGUGAGCAUCUAUCCAGUCAGCUUCCUGAAAACCACCUUUCCCUGCUGAAAUAUUACUGAGAAUCUGGAGAGGAUUGUGUGGGUGUAUAAAUCUGCUUUUUAUCUGAGAACAAAUGGUUUUGGAAAUUAGUCUCUAUUUUCCCCUCCCAGAACUUCUCGAGUCAUUCCACUGGCACCUGGCUUGGGACGGAAGGUGUAACUCCUGGUCCCAGGGUCUACCCUGUCAUGGGUCACUCUCCCCCCAGGAGCCACCCGUGUCCUCGUGGAAAAGGCAGAUGCCUGUCGACCUGCCCCCCGCAGCUCAGUGCCCGAGCUGCUGCCGCACUGCACAUUGGCUGCACAUUGGAGUGCGGAACGGGAGCAGGUUCAGAAGGGAAGAUGGGGUCAGUCAGAGUUGCUGGGAGAGCUCCAGACCCGCCUGCGCCGCCCUCGCUCGCGGCCAGCAGGUGGCGCCGCUGCUCCCGCACCUGGUGGAUCCAGCUCCUCCCCACUUUGAGUGUUCGCAAGACUCUUCCUUCGCUUGCCUCUUCUGUGGAUGCAGGACAUUUCAGGAGCCAGGAUACGCCUGAACAGCCUGGUCUGUUCACUGCGCUCAAAAGUUACCUGAUGAGCAGAGGCCCCAGCCGGUGGUGGUUGUGACAGCGCCCCCCCCACCCCAGGUGGUGGUAAAAAUCAGGUUUCACUCUUGACAUUGGUACCAGAGAAAUCACUGAUAACCCCUUCCUCCAAUCUUUAAAGAGUUCAGGUUGUCCAACUCUGUAACAUUUACCUCCAGUGAAGUUUCCCUCCGAGCUGCCGCUCUGAAUGUAAAUCGUGCAAUAAGCGCCGUUACCUGAGCGGCCGCAGCCGUGCUCCCUCCGCGGCGCGCAGCUCGGGCGCCGCUGCCCUGCCUUCUAUCUGAAAUGGACUGUACGGAAGACCCUCCGCCCCAAUAAACCUUUCCUGAAAGCGGG